Molecule: messenger RNA, 4894 nt
Organism: Xenopus tropicalis (tropical clawed frog)
Lineage: Eukaryota; Metazoa; Chordata; Amphibia; Anura; Pipidae
Gene: tmod2
Product: tropomodulin 2
Exons: 10
Coding region: 118-1176 (352 amino acids)
Biological process (GO): pointed-end actin filament capping
Cellular component (GO): cytoskeleton
Molecular function (GO): tropomyosin binding
Source: RefSeq, a predicted model, not a curated record
GCCCCCUGUUGCAUAGGCGGGGUGAUACGGUACCUAGGCAGGCUGGAUCUCUUUCACUGAAAGGGAAUCAGAAGAGGGAGCAUAGCUAACAGGAAAAGCGUUUGAAACUCCCCAGUCAUGUCUUUACCAUUCCGAAAGGACUAUGACAAGUAUAAGAAUAUUAAUGAGGACGAAAUACUUAACAAACUCUCAGCAGAUGAACUAAAACAGCUGGAGAACGUCCUUGAGGAACUCGAUCCUGAGAAUGCACUAUUGCCAGCUGGUUUCCGACAGAAGGACCAGACUACAAAAGAAGCAUCUGGAACAUUUGACAGAGAGCACCUCCUGGCUUAUCUACAGAAGGAAGCUUUAGAGCAUCAAGACAGAGAGGAUUAUGUGCCUUUUACUGGAGAAAAGAAAGGCAAAGUCUUUGUUCCUAAGCACAUGCCCAUUGAAAGGCAGCCAGAAGAGAAGGUGACUCUUGAGCCAGAACUGGAAGAAGCUCUUGCAAGUGCCACAGAUACUGAACUCAGUGACCUUGCAACUGUUCUUGGAGUUCAGCACUUUGCCAGCAGACCACAGGGAAAUGAAAAUGGGAACAAUGAUGAUGGUGAAAGAAGGGAUCUUAGAAUAGAUGUUGUCAAGGCUGAAAAGGUGAAACCCACAUUUGAGGAUCCUCCUAAUCCCACUAAUGUGGAAGAGAGUUUGCAGCGGUUAAAAGAAAAUGAUCCGUUUCUGCUGGAUAUCAAUUUAAACAAUAUUAAGAAUAUUCCUAUCCCAACGCUAAAGGAAUUUGCCAAGGCUUUAGAGACAAACACCCAUGUAAAAGCCUUCAGUCUUGCAGCUACAAGAAGCAAUGACCCAGUGGCUUUGGCACUGGCAGACAUGUUAAAAGUUAACAAAACGCUGAAGGGUCUUAAUGUGGAAACAAAUUUUAUAACUGGAAGCGGGAUCCUAGCACUUGUGGAAGCUCUGAAACAGAACAAGACCCUAACAGAGAUCAAGAUUGCCAACCAGAGGCAACAGCUCGGCACUGCUGUAGAGAUGGAAAUUGCUCAGAUGCUGGAAGAGAACUCAGCAAUUCUUAAAUUUGGCUAUCAGUUUACACACCAAGGCCCAAGGAUCAGGGUUGCCACAGCCAUUACAAAGAACAAUGACUUAGUUCGUCAGAAGCGAGUGGAAAGAGAACAUCAGUAGGAUGAAGGGAGACAACCUUCUGAGAAAUGCUGAAUCCUGUGGGGAAAGGCCCAGCAUGCUGAACACUAAAAAUGCACUUGUAUGAAUUCAGCCAUACAGUCUUAUUUUUUAAUGUCCAUUUAUUUAUAUUCAUUUCAUAAAAAUGCUGUUCUCUUGUGAUGUUAUGUACACAAGCUUUUCCUGAGAUAAGCAAGUCAUUGAAGAUGUUUCCCUGCCAGAUAUACUGAUAUUACUGUUGCCAACUGUAACAUACUGUAAUGUGAAAUCAACUAUUUCUAUGUUUGAUCUUUUCUACCUUCAGUGUUGCCAGUGUUGUACACACACUAUGAACCAAUAAUCCACGUAACACAAGAACCAACAUCACUUUGCUGCUUUGUGAUAUUAGAUAAGAUCUCCAUGUAGGAUACACACACACAUAAACCUAGUGCCAGAUGCUGAACAUACACAUACAAUGAAUGUAGAUUUAAUAUGAGAUAGUAUCUUUCCAAGAUGUGUAAUAUUAUAACAUAUAUAUAUAGUCAGUUCUCAUGCAUGCUUCAAUGUUGUAAAUUAUGUACUCCUUUUAUCUAUAGAAAUAUUUCUGUAGCCAACAUCUAUAAACCUUAGGUCUUAUAACAUGAUAUGCCCUCAGGAUAAGGCACUUCACUGGGCAUUGUACCAUUUUAAAAUUUAAAAUGCCAUCACUCUGAUCUGAAACAUGUAACAAGUAAGCCCUUUUUAUUUUCAUGCAGAGGACAGAUUCUCGGUUUCUCAGAAUCCCCAACAUUUCAAAGAACGGGCUUUUCUAACAUAAAGAUAGCUGCAUUGGUCGAAAUGGAAAACCGACCCCCCUUUACUUAGACAUGCAAUGGCAUGAGGGGCAGGUUUGUGUGUUGCCACCCAUCUGAUUUCCAGCAAGUCAGGUAGGCAGCAAACCACUUAAAUUCACCUCUUCAUAGACUUUAAUGGGAAUUGUUCUGACCCUGCCAUUCUGGCUGUGAUCACUGAUGGAUUUCUUUGUGAUAUUUGCCUGAUCCAUGGGUGCACCAGUAGGGUUAGAGAGAUUACAAUGAGGCAAGCUGGAGCAUUGCUCACACACACACACUGUGCUGGAAAUUGUGUUGACAGCAAAAUGCUUGAAUUCUCCCUAUGCACCAUAGGCCUAAGACCUGCAUUGCUAAGGGGUCUGAAAGCCAGCAUUUCACACCCCAGUUUGUAAAAUGCUAAAUCUCUAUUAGGUUUAAAUGGUGUUAUAUUACCUCAUUGCAUCUAUCAAUGUAAAAGUUUAAAACUGCUCCACUGCCUUGCUUUGUCUGAUAAGGCAUUUUUUCAUUCAUUGGAAUAGAAUCUGGCAAUAUAGUAAUUUUUCUGUCUGCAACUUAGAUUCUACUGUAUGUUGUUGACACUUAAAAGGGUAAGCCAAAUGUAUAUAUCCUACACAGCGACCACUCCAAGUUUCAAAUAUCAUGUUCUCCUAAGGCCAGAGUUGCAUUAUGUCUGUAAAUCCAUAAAUCUGAGUGAAGCUCAGAAUGCCAUUUUAUAGGUGCUCUCAGCCAAGGAUGCAGACACACCCGAUGUAUUCUUCAAUGGGGAAUCAUAUUUACAUCGGACUAAGUAGCAGUGUGAUAGUUUACAUGUUCAUACUAAUUGAUGCAUUUUUAUGCUUCACAUUCAUUUUAUAUAUAUAUAUAUAAAUAUAUGAUGUAAAUAAAAUACAGCUAUUAACUUAUAUGUGCAAUCUUUAUUGUGAGCCAUUGCUAUAAUAUUAAGACAAGGUGAAAAAGUAACAAUCUUGCUACUGAUAAAUAUUUUUAGAAUAUAACAUGCAAUGCUAAUAUUAGGGAUGCACCAAAUCCAGGAUUUGGUUUGGGAUUUGGCUAAGAUUCUGCCUUUUUCCGCAGGAUUCAGACUCAUUUGGAGUCCAUGCCUUUGGCCGAACCGAAUACAAAUCCUUAAAUCCCUACAUGAGUGGUUGUCUUUGUCCUUUCCAUAUCCUAAUUUGCAUACACAGAUUAGGAUUUGGUCCGUUACUUAGCUCAAUCCAUUGCGAAGGGUUUGCCCGGAUCCAAAAAUUGGAUUUGGUGCAUCCUUAGCUAAUAUUAAGAGUAGUGAAAAAUCAAUUAAUGUAUCCAUAGUUUCUCUCUAUGUAGUAACCUAUUACUACUCUAGUUAUAGUAUUUAGCAAGAUUGGGGCUCAGUCAGUGGAACAAAAGAAAUGAAAAUAUAGCCUGUGUUCAAGUUAUAUAAAGGGUAACAUGAACCCCUUAAAAAAAUGAAAGUAUGUUUGCUGGCAACUUCUCAAAAUGAAGCAACAUGUAUGCUUUUCCAUCGGCUAUUCACUUUACUGCCAGUGGAAAGGAAUUCCAGGGAGAUUAGUCGCCCCGAAUCUUCCCAUUGCCUUAAAUGGUGCAAAGUUUGCUAAUGGUCUAAUCACCUAUAGCAAACAAUCAGCAGGUACUAGUUACUGGUCACCCAUAUAUGGGGGACAGAACUACCACAGGCUUCGAGCUACUGCCGCAUAGUCCUGAUUCUCAGUCUGCUGAGAAUCCGCCCCUACACUGUCAUCAACCUUUCGCUGUGCCUGCACCCGGAGCCAUUGUGUUGGCCCAGGUGCAGACACACCAAGUGGGUAAGCAUUUUGGUGCUGGAAUCCACUCCAUAUGCCUGCACCAAUACUUGACUGGCAAUAUGUGGGUUCUGGCAAAUGCCAGAGGGGCUGCUGUAAGGUGUCACUAUUUAUUGGGCUGGUGGGGGGCUGUUUGGGCCUCUGUGUACUUGAAAUGCUAGGGCCUAUUUUGAAUCCCAGUCCAGAUGUGCUUGUAACGUAAGAAGGAUGUGGACCUUGUGGAAAUAUUAAAAUACAAAAAGCAACAUAAGAGCAUAGCUCUGCUCUGCUUAUUUUCUGUAUGUCAUAAUAGGAUUAUUAAAUUAUUUCCUAGCUGCUAAAAUAAAAAAUAAAACCUAUCAUAUGUAUUUAUUUUAUUCCUUCACUUUUCAUGUUCCAGUUUAACGUAAUUUACUAUAAUCCUGAUAUUGUGUUCUCUUUAGCCACAUAACCUUUCCAACCAACAAACACUUGCAGUGUGUAUGGUGGUACAAAGAAUUCUGAGUCUCAUUCUAAAUAGCAGUGCCUUAAGCACUAGCCUGAAAUCUUUAUGGAUGAGUGCACUUGUCUAAGGAAUCAGCGUAACAGUAAAAUUGCUGCCUGUGUCAUGUAAGUGCUUUUAUUCCUAAAGGGAGUUACGGCACACUCUAUUGUGUCCCAAUGCAGCAUACACACACAUAUAUCAGAAUUCACAUACUGCAUGGACAUCAAGUGUAUCCAAUACAUACAGUGCAGUAUAUUAAAGAAUAAGCAGGGCUUAUUGUAUGAAUAUGUACGGAGACUAAGAAGACAGUAAUAACUAAAAGCAGAUGUUUUUAGCUGCAUUAAGCUUUGGUUCCUUCUUGUGAAAUUAGAUUUUGCAGACGUGCAAAUGUGCACAUGUAGAGUAACUCACAUCAUUCAAUCAAUAGCUAGCUUUUAUAUGUCCAGUACAGUCUGAAUAAUGCAACACAGGAAUUUACUGGCAGGGCAUGUAAAAAUGAUGCCUCACACCCUAAUAAAUUAUUUUUCUUUAAGUACAGCCCCUUUGACUGGCAGCCAUUUAUCAUACAUCCACAUUUUAUGCAGCUCUUCUACAAACAAUGUACAUUUGUAUAUUUGCACCAGUUUUCUCAAUAAAGUGUGUUAACUUAA